CUAGCCAAUAGGAAGAAGAGAGAUAAAAACAUUACUAUUAUUGACUAACUACCUAGAAGGACAAGAAAGGAAUAUAGUAAAUAUUAAUGAUAAUAAUAAUUAAAAUAAAAACGAAAAUUAAACCCAUGAUUUAUUAAGAGACGGCGGAAGCCAUUAUCGAAAGACGGUUGUCCUCUCUAACCCUAAACCUUCUCGCCGUCGGCCUCCACUCGGCGCGAAGCUCAUUUCGAACACCAUUCGGAGACUCAGCAACACUCGUCGUCCCGUUCCCCCGACAACCAAGCUUCGUCAGCAAUCCCGACGUUUUUGUCUCGUUGCCAUCCCGACGUCGGCGUCCCGUGGACACAUCGUCAGGUCACCAUCUUCCCGUCGUCACGACGCCAUCAUGCCGUUAAUUUCCCGUCAGCUUCCUCGUUCCCAUCCCGCCGCAUCCUGCCUAACUCCAUCGUCAUCCCGUUGCCAUCCGACAUCUCCCCAUCCGGUCGUCGCCCCCAACUUGCCAGUCUCCCGUUGUCACUCCUCCUGACGGAAGUUUUUGCAGAAGGAGGAGAAGAUGUGUCGAGGCGGAUUUAGUUCAUAAUAUUAUUGUUUACGUUGAAAAAUGACAAGAAUUUCUUAAUAAUGAAUUCGUCAUUUGUUUUAAAUUAUGUAGAAAAUAUUAAUAAUGAUAUUGUAUAUUGUUAACAAUACUGAGCUAAAGUUGAUAAUAGCGUCACUUAAAUGUUUACAACACAAUUAAAUCGUGAUUCAAUUUGAUUGAGAACAUUAAUAAUAGCGUCACUAAAAAUGUUAAUAAUGUAGGCGAAAACACUAAUAUAAACUGUUAAAACGUUGACAACUCAGUUACGUUGCUUUAAAAACCUCAAAUUAGAAGCUAAUCUUAUUGUGACAACAUUUUAGUUACUGGUUAAUAAUUCUGAUGAUCUGAUUAAUAUUAAUGAUGUGGCAGGCUAAUAAUGUUUACAACAUGAUUGAUAAAUCGCAUUUCAAUUUGAUUGAGAACGUUAAUAAUAGCAUCACCGGAAAAUGUUAAUAACGUAUGUGAAAAAACUAAUAUGUAUUUUUGACAGCAUUGACAACUCCGUUACGUUGCUCUACAAAUCUCAAAUCAGAGGCUCCCCUUAUUGUCACAUGGUUUUAGUUACCUGUUAACAAUUUCAGUAAUAUAAUUAAUAAUAGAGACGCGGAGGUUAACAAUGUUGACAACACGACCAUUAAUUCACCUUUUUUACUGAUAACUAUAGUAGCGUCAGCAAAAAAUGUUAAUAAUUGAAGUCUUUAAAUUAAGAAUCCACUUUGCACGAUUAAUAAGGUCGUAUUUUUUGAUUAAUAGUUAAUAAUUGAAAUGUUAAUAGUAGCGUCAGCAAAAAAAUGUUAAUAAUUGUCACAUGGUUUUUUACACAAUUAAUAAGGUCGUAUUUGUUGAUUAAUAAUGCUUGUGUUUGUUGUUAAUAAUUGAAGUGUUUAAAUUAAUGAUCCACUUUGCACGUAAUUUGUUAGUUGUUUCAAAUUAUUAAUUAAAAAGGAAAUGUUUAAUAAUUCAAUGGGUUAAUAAGUAAAAGUAAUUACUCGGAGAGGGAUGAUUAAUAAUUCAUGAGGUAGUUGUUAAUAAUUGAAGUGUUUAGGUUAAUAGUAAACUUUGCAUGAAAAAUUUCAUUGUAAUUUUAGGUUAAUAAUCCAAGAAGGGACAUGGUUAAUAAUUAAAGUGUGCGAGUUAAUAAUUUAAUUUGCAUGUUAAUCUUCAAUGUCUUUUUGGAAUAGUAAUUUUAAAGUAGUUGAUUAAUAAAGAAGGAAUUUUUUUAUUACAAAUUGAAUGCUUUAAUAAGUAAAGGUUAUUAAUACGAGAGGAAUGAUUAAUAAUUCAUCGACGCAACGAAAAACCUCACAAAUAUAAAAUAAAAAUUGGAGAUGGAAAAAUUGACGUGCACAGAUUGAUUGACACAAAUAAUUUACUUGCAUGACAUAUUGAUUAAUAAUAGAGAACAAAAGGUUGAGAACGAGCACAUAUUGAUUAACAAUGGAUACACAACACAAUUUAUAAACGCCCACAGAAUGAUUAAUAAUAGAUGCCAAAAUAAAUUAUAAACGAGCUCAGAUUGAUUAACAAUGGAUACACAACGAGCUCAGAUUGAUUAAUAAUUUACACAAAAAAGACUACGAAUGCCCACAAAAUGAUUAAUAAUAGACACCAAAUAAAUUAAAAACGACCUACUAUUGUGCAUCGACUACUCCUCCCAUGCAACGCCAAAACCCUAAUCCCAUGUAACGCCAAAACCCCGCAAAUACGAAAUAAAAAUUGUUAAUAAUUAAAGGAUUUAGGUUAAUAAUCGGAUAAGGGAAGAUUAAUAAUGAAGUGGGUAGUUGUUAAUAAUUAAAGGUAAUAGUUUUGUUAAAUUUUCAACGUUGCAGCAAUGGGAUGGAGAACUCGAAUCGUCGGCCGGCUGCUGUGCUUUGCGAAGGCUGCUGCCGCCGACGAGAGGUUGCUGUGCUUUGCGACGGAGAAGGGACGGACACAACGGCUGACCGAGAAGGGACGGAAUCGUCUGCAUGGAAGAAGGGACGGAAUCGUCGGCUGACCGAGAAGGGUUGUUGUGCUUUGCGAAGGCUUUGCGACGGAGAAGGGACAGAAACAACGGAGAAGGGACGGAAUCGUCGGCACGACGACUGGCUGCUGUCCUUUGUCGGAAAUCUCAGCGGGAGGAAGACGGAAACAACGGCUGAUGGACUCGGGACGACCGGACGACGGAGAACUCGGGACGGAGAAGGGACGACCGGACAACGGACUGAGAAGUUGGGACGACAGUCGGAGAAGUCGGGGAGACGGACAUUUGCUCUUCUUGCGAGAGGAAUAAUAAACCGACGAAAAGCAAUGGGUUAGGGUUUUUGAAGAAAAAAAAACGCAUGUUUUAAUUUAAUUAUAUUCUCCUUAAUACCCCUAACAACUUUUAAACUAAUAACUCCCUACUAACUACCUGAUCUUGAGUUAACCAAUCAGAAGGCUUUAAGUUCCUCCUUAAAAAAGAGGCCUUAAGGACCUGAACUUAGGCCCCUGCUAAAUAGAGACGGGAACACGAGCAGAGAGUGAAAAUAUUCUUACUAAUACAAAGAACCAAUGCAAGGACACAGUCGAUUUUUACGUGGUUUCCGAUACUGAUAAAUCAGUAUCGACUAGUCCACUGUCGAAGGAUCUCUGAUUUGAGUCCUUCGACGUUUCACUAUGAUGAUUGUUGAUCGAUUUACAAGGUACAAAAGGUUGAUCUCAGUGUGACUCCCAGUCACUUGAUCAGAAUCUCACUGUAGAGUUUGCUUCCUGCAACCACUCUACCCUGAUACCCCAAUUCUGUAGCCUGAGUUCUCUCCCUGACAACUAUGUUCUUUUUCUUUCUCAAAACACUACACGAAAACACUCUGUUUUUCUUCUUGAGAAUGUGCUCGAAAAAGAUGAUCACUAUCUACCCAGAAUCCCAAAUUUAUAUGGUUUGCUUCAGUAGACCAUUGCUUGCAAAUCUGUGAAUCAAUUGUUAUUCCUUGAUUGCCUUGAUUGAUCACACCAUCAGAACCUUUCCUUUUUUGAUGUUCCAGAAUAUCCAAGAUAUCUUGCCCUUCUUGCUUUGCUUGAUUUCUCGAUGCUAUUGACCAAGCUUCCUUCAACAUUAACUUUUUUACAAGAACACAUAGAGAAAAUACUUAAUAAAUGAAUGAGAAAUACAGUAGAAGUAAUAAUUGAGUGUAAAUCAUUCAACCAUAGAGUAUAAUAUUUCUUUGCAAUGAAAAUGUGAUUUUAGAAAGAUAAAAAAGGAGAAAUACAAGUGGAUAUUAUUGCAAAUCAAUAGAACGGGUAGAGAACAAGGCUGGUCGAAAGCAAUACCUAUACCCCGCCCCACGCUUCUAUAGAUCGAGUAAUACCCGCUCUAAAAAAGUCGAGACAGGUCGAGUCUCAUGAGUAUAUUGUCUACUAUCAUAAACUAAUUGGUCCCAAUUACUUGAGUUGUUGGGGGAGGUCCAUGGUAGGUACUUAACUUAACCACUUUUUUAAACGCCUCCUCAAACCAAAGCCGAUUCAUGGGCUUGAAAUUUGAACAGACUAAUCAUACCAUGGCUUUAAGACAAUAGUUUAAUAUUGGGGUCAUUUGAACACAUGACCUCAAAGUCAAACCGACUCUAAUACAAAUAUCAUAAACCAACUGUUUUCAAUAACUCAAAUUGUUGUGAGAUGUAUAUUUAAACACUUUCUUACACCUACAUGCUACAUGUGAUAGAGUCUAGCUCAAAGCCUGACAAACUCUUGUUUUAGCUAGGGGUGUUAGUUCGGGUCGGGAUCGGUUACCCGAACCGAAACCCGAAAAAACCCGAAAACUCAAAACCAAAAACCACUAAAAUCAAACCCGAAACCGAUAAGGACUUGCGGGUUUCGGGUAACCCGAACCCGAUAAGGACUUGCGGGUUUCGGUUACCCGAAACCCGAAAACCCAGACACCUAAGAAUACGGAUUGAGUUCUAUUCAUUGGAGGUUUUUAGCCGGCACCCGAAAAACCGAUAAACAAAACCGAACCAG
Linum trigynum is the source of this 4555-nucleotide messenger RNA. Lineage: Eukaryota; Viridiplantae; Streptophyta; Magnoliopsida; Malpighiales; Linaceae. The record is from the annotation of a GenBank genome assembly.